AUGGUCCAGUAUCUGGAAAAAAUACGCGUUGUCGUCAAAUUCGGGAGCUCAUCAGUGGGUCUCUGGAACAUGAGACACUCUAAAAAAAGACUCUCUGGUCGGACUAAAAUCUGCGUGCCUAGCGACCAGGAUACAGAAAUCCUGUUGCUCGCAGCUGGAGCUGUCCAUGCUGUCCCUGCCUCUGUCAUUGGCUCGCAGCCACAGACAUUGGACGCCAGAAAAGCAAACUGCGCUCGAUGUGGUGAAUUUAACAUACCUUGUCGUCCAGAGCAUUGUGUUCACGUUGAUUACGUCGGGCUGGGUUGCCGCGCAGAGUUUCAAUGUUGGGAUGAAAUUUAA
Molecule: messenger RNA, 339 nt
Organism: Plenodomus lingam JN3
Lineage: Eukaryota; Fungi; Ascomycota; Dothideomycetes; Pleosporales; Leptosphaeriaceae
Source: RefSeq, a predicted model, not a curated record